AUGAGCGAGGCUUCGCAGGGCCAGGCCCGCAGGAGAUGUGCAGCCGAGGCCAUUGCCCUGUGUGCGGGGACUUCAGUGGGGACCUUCGCCCCGCUCUGGGAGGUCUUCCGAGUCUCCUCCGACAAGCUGGCGCUGUGUCACCUGGAGCUGACGCGGAAGCUGCAGGACCUCAUCAAGGACGUGCUGCGCUACGGGGAGGAGCAGCUCAAGGCCCACAAGAGGGUGCGUCCAGGGGGCGGGGCCAGCGCAUCGGGGUCCCAGGCCUCCUGCGGCCUCCAGACCUGGGGAUGCCCCCAGAUGCCCGCCACCUCCACACACCCGACCCCCCUGGGCUUGAUGAACUCCCGCUCAGAGCCCAGCAGCAGCAGGGGGCGGGGGCGGACCUCAUCAAUCACUGAGGCCAGAGAGCUGGGAGGUUCUGAUUGGUCACAUGGCCAUUCUACAUUUCCAUUCACUCCUUUCUUCCUGCCUCAGCGCUUCCAAGCCAUGGAGGAGACCCACCUGCGACACAUGAAGGCGCUGCUGGGCUCCUACGCACACUCGGUGGAGGACACUCACGUGCAGAUUGGGCAGGUGCACGAGGAAUUUAAGCAGAACAUAGAGAACGUCACCGUGGAGAUGCUGCUCAGGAAGUUUGCUGAGAGCAAGGGCACGGGCCAGGAGAAGCCAGGACCUCUGGACUUCGAGAGCUACAGUGCGGCCGCGCUGCAGGAAGCAAUGAAACGCCUGCGGGGAUCCAAGGCCUUCCGCCUUCCAGGACUAAGCCGGCGGGAGCGGGAGCCUCGAGCCGCCAUAGAUUUCCUGGAACCCGAUUCAGGGAUGUGUCCAGAGGUGGAUGAAGAAGGUUUCACCGUCCGACCUGAUGUGACCCAGAACAGCACGGCCGAGCCUUCUCGCUUCUCCUCUAGUGACUCUGACUUUGACGACGAGGAGCCUCGGAAGUUCCACGUGCACAUCAAGCCCGCGCCAGCCCGGGCUCCAUCCUGUAACCCCGAGGCUGCGGCGGCACAGCUCAGGGCCACAGCGGGCAGCCUCAUCCUACCUCCAGGCCCAGGGGGCACCAUGAAACGCCAUUCUUCACGGGACGCUGCUGGGAAACCACAGAGGCCUCGGUCUGCCCCAAGGACCAGUAGCCCCUCCCCUUUCUCCUCCUCGUCACCUGAAAACGUGGAAGACUCUGGCCUCGACUCUCCUUCCCAUGCAGCACCCGGCCCCUCCCCGGAUUCCUGGGUCCCCCGCCCGGGCACCCCGCAGAGCCCGCCCACCUGUAGGGCACAGCCCCCUGAACCCAGGGGAACACGGCCCCCACCGCCACCCGACUCUCCGCAGCGCCUGGCACCAUCGCCAGGCCCUUGGGGACUGGAGGCCGGAGGAGACCUGGUGCCCCCACCCGCCGAUGGCACCUCUAGGGAGGGCCUCGCUGCCCCACCCCGGAGGCCACGCUCCAGAAAGGUGUCUUGCCCCCUCACCCGCAGCAACGGUGACCUGUCUCGGCCCCUGAGCCCCUCCCCCCUGGGCUCCUCCGCCCCCAGCAUCACCUCGGAGCGGCCCGGCUUCUCCUCCCAGACGGGACACGGAGUCUCCCGGGGCCCAAGCCCUGUGGUCCUCGGCUCCCAGGAUGCCCUGCCUGUGGCCACAGCCUUCACGGAGUACGUCCACGCCUACUUCCGAGGCCACAGCCCCAGCUGCCUGGCUCGAGUCACCGGGGAGCUGACCAUGACCUUUCCUGCUGGUAUCAUGCGAGUGUUCAACGGGACCCCGCCCCCACCCGUCCUCAGCUUCAGGCUCGUGCACACGGCCCCCAUCGAGCACUUCCAGCCCAGUGCUGACCUGCUCUUCAGUGACCCCUCCCAGAGCGACCCGGACACCAAAGACUUCUGGCUCAAUAUGGCAGCUCUGACCGAGGCCCUGCAGCGCCAGGCGGAGCAGAACCCCACGGCCUCCUACUACAACGUGGUGCUGCUGCGAUACCAGUUCUCCCGCCCCGGCCCCCAGUCCCUGCCUCUGCAGCUGAGCGUCCACUGGCAGUGCGCGGCCUCGCUCACCCAGGUCUCGGUGGAGUACAGCUACCGCGCUGGGGCCACGGCCGUGUCCACGCCGCUCACCAACGUCCAGAUCCUGCUGCCCGUGGGGGAGCCUGUGACCAAUGUCCGCUUACAUCCUGCUGCCACCUGGAGCCUGGAGGAGAAGCGGUUCAUGUGGAAGCUUCCAGAUGUGUCUGAGGCAGCAGGCGCCGGCCACCUCUCUGCCAGCUGGGAGCCCGUGUCUGGGCCCAGCACGCCCAGCCCUGUGGCCGCACAGUUCACCAGCGAGGGGGCCACUCUGUCGGGUGUGGACCUGGAGCUGGUGGGCAACGGCUACCGCAUGUCGCUGGUGAAGAGGAGGUUCGCCACAGGUACCGUCACCUGCCACCAGGCACUGGAGCUGGGGUGCCGUUGGGGAGACAGAAGAGACCCCAGCUCAGCACAGGCACCCCAAGACAGUCCAAGAAAGUAG
This is a messenger RNA of Ictidomys tridecemlineatus (thirteen-lined ground squirrel), 2496 nucleotides long. The record is from RefSeq and is a predicted model, not a curated record. NCBI's taxonomy places the organism in Eukaryota, Metazoa, Chordata, Mammalia, Rodentia, Sciuridae.